Fraxinus pennsylvanica is the source of this 348-nucleotide messenger RNA. Lineage: Eukaryota; Viridiplantae; Streptophyta; Magnoliopsida; Lamiales; Oleaceae. The record is from the annotation of a GenBank genome assembly.
AUGCUCAAAGAUUCAGCUUCCAACACUUGCACACCUCCUUCGACGGAACCAGUUAAAACCCACCCGGAAGAAACUGGACUUUUUCAAGGACUGUGUAUUGAAACUGAAUGGCAUUACAGAGGGGUCCAGCUAAAGGCAUGGGGAAAGUACCCGGCGGAGAUUCGGGACCUGAGAGGUCUAGAGCAUGAAUGGGGACAUGACACUGAUGUUGAUGCAGUUAAAGUUUACGACUGUUCAGCCUUCAAGAUGAGAGUAUCCAAAGCAACUUUGAAUUUUUCGUUUGCCCCGUCGGAAAAAAGGUCGGAGAGGAGUAAAGACGACGGAAGAUUGCAGAAGUCCCAUAUUUGA